UGGUGACUGUUUUGAAGAAGGCGGAAGUGUUCGCCGAAACUGUCAACAAGCGAGCUUCAAAUUCCUGGGGACCCACAUCUCAGAGAACCUGACCUGGUCUACCAACACCUCCCACCUCAUCAAGAAGGCCCAUCAGCGUCUCUUCUUCCUAAGAACACUGAAGAGAAACCGCCUGUCUGCUGUCAUCCUGGGCAACUUCUACCGCUGCGCAGUAGAGAGUAUCCUGACUAACUGUGUUACAGUGUGGUAUGGAAACUGCUCUGCUGCUGACCGCAAAGCACUCCAGAGGGUGGUGAAAACUGCCCAACGCAUUAUAGGUGCUCCACUUCCGGACAUUGAGGGAGUCUACAAGAAGAGAUGCAUGCGCCGGGCACGUAGCAUCCUCAGAGACUCUUCCCACCCAGCCAACAGACUCUUUCAGCUCCUCCCGUCCAGGAGGCGAUUCAGGAGUCUGCAGACCAAAACAAGCAGAUACAGGAACAGCUUCUUCCCCACAGCUGUCACCCUACUGAACUCUGCCAGCAGAUGGACGCCAGGAACGCGUUAUGUUUGAUAAGAUCACUUCCCGUAUCCAGAAGCUUUGCUAUGGACUCAACGCUGACUUUGUUGAUCCGACUCAGAUUACCAUGAAGGUGAUCCAGGGUCUGUACAGUGGUGUGACCACUGUCGAGCUGGACACGCUGGCUGCUGAGACGGCAGCCACGCUGACCACCAAACACCCAGACUAUGCAAUCCUGGCAGCCCGCAUCGCAGUGUCCAACCUGCACAAGGAGACCAAGAAGGUCUUCAGCGAUGUCAUGGAGGACCUCUACAACUUUAUUAACCCCCUGAAUGGAAAACACUCACCUAUGAUUUCCAAGGAGACCCUCGACAUCAUCCUGGCAAAUAAGGAUCGCCUCAAUUCGGCCAUCAUCUACGAUCGGGAUUUCUCCUACAACUUCUUUGGCUUCAAGACCCUGGAGCGCUCAUAUCUGCUUAAGAUCAAUGGAAAAGUUGCGGAGCGGCCUCAGCACAUGCUGAUGAGAGUCUCAGUCGGCAUCCAUAAGGAAGACAUCGCUGCUGCCAUCGAGACCUACAACCUGCUGUCUGAGAGGUGGUUCACUCACGCCUCCCCCACGCUGUUCAACGCAGGCACCAACCGGCCUCAGCUUUCCAGUUGUUUCUUACUGUCUAUGAGAGACGACAGCAUCGAAGGAAUCUACGACACUCUGAAACAAUGCGCACUCAUCUCUAAAUCUGCUGGGGGCAUCGGCGUGGCUGUGAGCUGCAUUAGAGCCACAGGCAGCUACAUUGCAGGAACAAAUGGCAAUUCUAACGGCUUGGUCCCUAUGCUCCGAGUGUACAACAACACAGCCCGAUAUGUUGACCAGGGAGGAAACAAGAGACCUGGAGCUUUUGCCAUGUACCUGGAGCCCUGGCACUUUGACAUCUUUGAUUUCCUGGAGCUGAAGAAAAACACGGGUAAAGAAGAGCAGAGAGCCAGAGACCUGUUCUAUGCUCUCUGGAUCCCUGAUCUCUUCAUGAAGAGAGUAGAGACCAAUGGAGACUGGUCUCUUAUGUGCCCGAAUGACUGUCCAGGUCUAAAUGAGUGCUGGGGAGAAGAGUUUGAAAAACUUUACACCAGGUAUGAGCAGGAGGGGAAAGCGAAGCGUGUCGUGAAAGCUCAGCAGUUGUGGUACGCCAUCAUUGAGUCUCAGACGGAGACCGGCACUCCCUACAUGUUGUACAAGGACUCGUGCAAUCGCAAGAGCAACCAGCAGAACCUGGGUACCAUCAAAUGCAGCAACCUGUGCACUGAGAUUGUAGAAUACACCAGCAAGGACGAGGUGGCCGUGUGCAACCUGGCAUCUCUCGCUCUGAACAUGUACGUAACACCUGAGCGAACGUUUGAUUUCCAAAAGUUGGCAUCUGUCACAAAGGUCGUUGUUAGGAACUUGAACAAAAUCAUUGACAUCAAUUAUUAUCCAGUCCCAGAGGCGGAGAAAUCGAACAAACUCCACAGGCCCAUUGGUAUCGGAGUGCAGGGGCUGGCCGAUGCUUUUAUCCUGAUGCGUUUCCCUUUCGAGAGUAACGAAGCUCAACUGCUCAACAUACAAAUCUUUGAAACGAUCUACUAUGCCGCGCUGGAGGCCAGCUGUGAGCUGGCGGCUGAACACGGCCCAUAUGAGACCUACGCCGGCUCUCCUGUUAGCAAGGGUAUCCUGCAGUAUGAUAUGUGGGACAAGACUCCGACAGACUUGUGGGACUGGAAGGCUCUGAAGGAGAAGAUCGCAAAGCAUGGUGUACGCAACAGUCUGCUCUUGGCUCCCAUGCCCACUGCUUCCACAGCACAGAUUCUGGGCAACAACGAGUCCAUCGAGCCUUACACCAGCAACAUCUACACACGCCGUGUGCUGUCUGGCGAGUUUCAGAUUGUGAAUCCUCACUUGCUGAAAGAUCUCACAGAGCAAGGACUGUGGAAUGAAGACAUGAAGAACCAACUGAUUGCUCAUAAUGGAUCCAUCCAGGGAAUCCCCACAAUUCCAGACGACCUAAAGGAGUUGUACAAGACAGUAUGGGAGAUCUCACAGAAAGUGGUCAUUAAGAUGGCUGCAGACAGAGGAGCUUUCAUCGACCAGAGCCAGUCACUUAACAUCCACAUUGCUGAGCCCAACUAUGGAAAACUCACCAGUAUGCACUUCUAUGGCUGGAAGCAGGGACUUAAGACUGGUAUGUAUUACUUGAGGACAAAGCCAGCUGCCAACCCCAUCCAGUUCACCCUCAACAAAGAGAAACUGAAGGCGGCGCAGGAAACCAAAAGCAACGAGGAAGAGAUUAAGGAGAGGAACAAAGCCGCUAUGGUGUGCUCUCUGGAGAACAGGGAGGAGUGUCUGAUGUGUGGCUCUUAGACAGUUUCUCUUUCCUCAUUCUGUCGUCUUUGAUGUUCAUCAGCUGAAUAGAUAUCUGAUCAUAAUCAGUGUUUCAUCAGUAAUCCAGGCAAUUAGGAUUAACAAAAAAAAAAAAAAAUGUUGAAGUGGGUUGUUCAAAAAGCCUGUCUGGUUUCUCUUUUAUAACUGUGUACAUAUGCUUUGUAUUCCGGACAUAACAUCACUAUUUAUUUCACCUGGCUACAUGGUGUAACAAAAUAUUGUACAAAUUUUCCUUGGUAUGACCAACAUUCAGUCACAUAUCAAAGUACUAAUACGUAAAAGUAGCCAGGUGACAUAUUUUGCAUAAAAUGUCUGUACUAUAACUUUAACAGAGCCUGUUAAGCCUCGUCAAAUUAAAAAUAAUUAAUUUUGAGAAAGCAACGUGUGAAAUAUUGUUCACGUUUUAACUAAUCCUUAUAGAUGAAAAGAAAAUUUACCAACUUGUUACUCGUGUAUGUUUAUUAUUAAAGCAGGAUCACAGGUGUGCUCUCACAAAGCAAGUGCGCUGAGAAAGCCCAGAUGGCAAAUCAUUGUAAUGCCAUGGGACAAGCUGGCUGUGCCACACAAACAGGUGUUGAGCAAGCUGCAACCUGCACAGGCCAUGGGGACGAAUUACAGCUCACUUAACAAAACCUUGUAACCGUUUGUGGGGGUGGGUGGGGAUUAAUCUUACACUGUGCAUGGGGAUUUGUUCAUUUUUUUUUUUGUAAUUAAAAAAUUUCUUUACCUUGUUCAAA
Molecule: messenger RNA, 3646 nt
Organism: Neoarius graeffei (lesser salmon catfish)
Lineage: Eukaryota; Metazoa; Chordata; Actinopteri; Siluriformes; Ariidae
Gene: rrm1
Product: ribonucleotide reductase M1 polypeptide
Exons: 20
Coding region: 546-2888 (780 amino acids)
Biological process (GO): DNA replication; deoxyribonucleotide biosynthetic process
Cellular component (GO): ribonucleoside-diphosphate reductase complex
Molecular function (GO): ATP binding; ribonucleoside-diphosphate reductase activity, thioredoxin disulfide as acceptor
Source: RefSeq, a predicted model, not a curated record